Messenger RNA from Pelobates fuscus (common spadefoot toad), 2997 nucleotides. RefSeq names its product WD repeat domain 91 (gene WDR91). The transcript has 16 exons. The coding region runs from base 96 to 2330 and encodes 744 amino acids. Lineage: Eukaryota; Metazoa; Chordata; Amphibia; Anura; Pelobatidae. Gene Ontology annotation, cellular component: late endosome membrane; extrinsic component of endosome membrane; early endosome membrane. Gene Ontology annotation, biological process: negative regulation of phosphatidylinositol 3-kinase/protein kinase B signal transduction; early endosome to late endosome transport. Gene Ontology annotation, molecular function: protein binding; phosphatidylinositol 3-kinase inhibitor activity. The record is from RefSeq and is a predicted model, not a curated record.
AGCCGCCCGAAUUGCACAGUGACAGCAUCCUGAGGAGUUCAGAUGAGGCUGUAGUGGCAUAUAAACUGGCGGGUCCACACAUACAGUGUGAUGUGAUGACGUCUGCAGUGGAACGCACAGAUGACCUGGUCAGAGAAUACCUCACCUUCAGAGGGUUCACCAACACUUUGAAAUUCUUUGAAGCUGAUAUCAAAGCUGACAAAGAGAAAGGACUCCGGGUGGAUAGAAUUGUGGAUCAGCUCCUGCAGUUUAUCCAGAGUUAUGAUCUGAAUGGCUUGCUGGAUUAUUGGGCUUAUCUUGAAAGACGUCUUUUCAGCCGCCUCGAAGAUGCGUAUCGUCCAACCAUCCACAAACUGAGGACCAGUCUGUUCCGCUAUUAUCUUGUCAACACAGUGCAGACCAGCCGGACAGAUAAGGCACAUGACUUCUUCCAAAAACAAGCUGCAGAGUUACAAAAUCAGCCUGAAUGGAAAGAAUGGUUUGCCUUACCCUUCCUGCCAACCCCUGAAGGGAAUCCAAUCUUUGCCUCCUAUUUCUCCCGAAAGUGGGCAGACAAUUUCACGGUAUCACUACAUAACUUCCUCAGUGUCCUUUUUCAGUGUAUGCCUGUGCCUACAAUCUUGAACUUUGACACAGAAUUUCAGAAAAUUGUCCACAUGCAGGAAGAGAAUGAUGUCUUGAGACAAAAGCUUUUUGCUCUGCAAUCUGAGACCCAACGAACAAGGAAGGAUGGUGACGAUGGGCCCUUAGUCCACCACAAGCUGCCGCACUAUGUGUCAAAUAUGGAUCGGUUGGGGGAUUCAGAGCUUAACAUGGUAUCCAGUCAGAGGAAUUCAGGGCUGGCUGUUCAGUCUCCAAAAACAACCAGCUUCCUUUCAUCCCUGCUUCCACAAAGCAAGAAACCUCCAGCCAGACCAACUCUUCAGCCCUCUGUCUCUUCACCAACACAGAGUGUGGCUGCCUUGCCUCUAAAGAAGGAGGCUGCUAAUAAUCAGAAAGCAAAAGAGGUUGUGACGGCACCUAAAGAAGCCAAGGCUGUCCAAAAUGUUCUUGUUGUGCCAGGAUCCACUGAAGCUAACCUGGCACGGCAGAGGCGUUUACAAGAGAGGAAAGAGCUCCUGUCUAAGGGAUCGUCGCAGAGCAUUGAGAAGAAGUUGGACUCAGUAGAUGUGGAUCCUGAUGUCCGGUCUGAAACACAUAGUGAUUCAGGAGAUGCACUAACCAGAGUUCUGGGAGCUGGUACCUCAGGUGCGAAUGAUAAACCAGAGCAGCCUUUUAUAGUUUUGAGCCAGGACGAGUAUGGAGAACAUCACUCUUCGAUAAUGCACUGCAGGGUGGACUGCUCAGGGCGUCGGGUGGCCAGUCUGGACGUUGAUGGGGUGAUUAAAGUUUGGUCUAUCGAUGGCAUCAUGCAGACCAAAGCUUCUUCCAUAUCAAAGUCUGCUCUUCUAUCUCUGGAAUGGGCGACAAAGAGGGACAGGCUGCUCUUGCUGGGCAGUGAAGUAGGCACCGUUCGGCUGUAUGACACAGAAGCAAAGAAGAACUUAUGUGAAAUUGGAAUUGCUGAUGACAUGCCCAGGAUACUUUCUUUAGCCUGCAAUCCUAGCGGCACGUCGUUUGUCUGUUCAGCAGCAGCUCCAAAUUCUCCUAGUAAUGUGGAGCCAGUGAUUCCUGGUUCUGGGGAAUAUGGUGGAAAUCAGGUUGCUGGGAAACUCCUGCUGUGGGAUACAAAAACAAUGAAACAGCAGCUCCAGUAUUCCUUAGAACCUGUACCCAUAGCAAUAAACUGUACCUCUUUCAACCACAAUGGGAACCUGCUGGUAACGGGAGCUGCUGAUGGGUUCAUUCGUCUUUUUGACAUGCAGCAACAUCAGUGCGCCAUGAGUUGGAGAGCUCACAAAGGAGAAGUCUAUUCCGUAGACUUUAGUUAUGAUGAAAACGCAGUGUAUAGCAUUGGUGAAGAUGGGAAGUUUAUUCAGUGGAAUAUCCAUAAAAGUGGACAGAAAGUGUUGGAAUAUUCUCUGCCUCCUGAUGCUACUGGUCCUUUUAUGCUAUCUGGUUACAGUGGAUACAAGCAGGUCCAGUUUCCCCGUGGCAGACUGUUUGCAUUUGACUCUGAAGGGAACUAUAUGCUGACAUGUUCGAGCACAGGGGGAGUCAUUUACAAGCUCAACAAUGGUGGUGGUAUGGAAAGCUGCCUCUCUCUGGGGGGCCAUAAGGCCCCUGUGGUCACUGUGGAUUGGAGCACAGCUGUAGAAUGUGGUACUUGCCUGACUGCUUCGAUGGAUGGGAAAAUUAGACUAACCACUCUCUUGGCACAGAAAUCCUAACAAAGCCAUGUCCAAUUAAGUUUGUGAAUCAAGCCUGAAAGAUCAGUAAAGUGCAAAUUUCUUUAAAAACUAAUGAAUUUUUGGACUUCCUAAAACCGUUUUGAGGAUUUAUAUGUAGCAAUCUAUUUUAUGCACAUGAAGAGAUCCAUUUUUUUUUGUUAUCAAGAUCCUGGAGUAUAUUUAUUCCACAAGAUUAAUCCAGGACAUUGCCAGUUCAUAUUCCAGUGCAGGCACGUCUUGAUCACCGCUGUUCCAAAAUAUGCUCUAACAUCUUUGAUGUGGCAGAGGACAAUUAACUUCCAAAUACUACUAUUUGAACAGCACCAGUGUAGAGCUUGGCAUUCUGGUAGAAUUCAUAGGGUGACCUUAUGGAGUAUUUUGUUUCAUUUAUAUUGGGUACCACAUACAUUCUGAAUGCAGAAAAUUAGCCAUGUGCUCAGAUACCAACUAUGCUUGGCAGACCACAUUGGCUGUAGUAUUCAUCAGCCCAAAUGCAUGAACAAUAUAAAAAUCAAAAGAAAGAAAAAAAGUUACAUGCGCACUAUCCCGUGUAGGUUUUUGGUAGGCUAUUAAAGCGUAAGAUCUCCUACCUUACACCAGUGAUGCUAAAACCAUUCUGAUUAAAUGUACAUGGAGAUUUGGAAUAGUAUUCAUCUAACCUUUAAAA